Messenger RNA from Henningerozyma blattae CBS 6284, 657 nucleotides. Its product is annotated as CUE domain-containing protein. Bases 1 to 657 code for a protein of 218 amino acids. Gene Ontology annotation, molecular function: ubiquitin binding. The transcript has a single exon. The record is from RefSeq and is a predicted model, not a curated record. Lineage: Eukaryota; Fungi; Ascomycota; Saccharomycetes; Saccharomycetales; Saccharomycetaceae.
AUGGACAGUAGCACGAAAGAAUUUGCUGGAUUUUUAUUAAUCUUAUUCAUAUUUGUGAGAAUUUACAGAUAUCAAAAGAAUAAGAAAGAUGUAGAAUUGAAAAAUAAUGAUCGAUUGGAAUCAUCAAGAGAAUUGGAAUAUCUAAAACAGGAUAUUAAACAAAUAAAUACAGCUUCUAAUGGAGGUAAGAAUGAACCGAUUAAAAGUGCAUUAUCAUCCGGCUCUAAAGAUAAAGAGAAACCCAAAAAAUCAGUGUCUAUUCAAGAAGCCCCAUUAAAGAAGAAAAAAGUUUUCAAAAGAAAAGUAACUCAAGAUAUGAUAGAAGUUGUUCAAACGUUAGCUCCUUCUUUAUCUGUGGCUCAAAUCAGAUAUAGUUUAAAACAAACUGGUUCUGUGGAAACCACUGUAGAAGAUUUCUUAUCAGGUAAGGAAAUGUUUGAUCCAACAAAGGACAAAAAAGUGGAAAAAAAGGAUCUACAAGAAAAGAAUAUUGAAAAAGACAAGAAUACUACAAAAACUGCUGAAAAAAAGAAUAGCUUUUAUUUUUUUUCUAAUUGUAUGUUACUUUUUUUUGCUUUUUUUAUUUUUCACAUACACAUGCAUCAUAAAUACGUAAAUAAAUACCCUAUUUGUCAUUUAAUUAUUCAUAUUACGUAA